UGAUGAACUCACUGUGCGGCACCCGAUUGGCUGAACAGACUGUCCAUCAUCAACGAUGAGGUCACUUCCUGCCCUUACCAAGAUGGCGGUGGAUGAGCGCCGCCACGGUUUGUGUCUUCUUCAGGCUUGUGUUAGAGGUUAUUUGGUGAGAAAAAGCUUCCAGCGUUUACGCCAAGACUAUGAAAAUAUUGUAAAAGAAAUCGAGGGAGGCGUGCACUUGUUGGAGUGGGAUGGCAAGGCGUUACCAAGGCCUAAAUUUGAGGAGCAGGUACCUUUCACUGGACAGCGAAAUGCAAAAAGAAAAGGCAUGAGCAGUGUCAUUGAGAGGACAGCAUGUGAAACAUUUUGCCCUGAAGGUGAAAAAGAUGGAAUUUGUGGACUAUUUGAGGGCGAUGAACCAGAAAAAGAUGAUUGUGAAAUCAGAACGUCCUCAAUCACAGGAAAUUUUCCUGCAUUGGCUGAGCACCUGGAUGUUCCUGGAAUUUUGACUGGAGCUCCUACGACAUGGGGACAUGCAUCCGAUAAAAUUGAAGGUGUUAUUCAACCUUUAGAAAUGGAAAAAGCGUCCCCUUCAAGUGGUGAUGAGAGGAAAGAAUCUGAUACUACACUGAACUUUACUGAUGUAACAUCAGUUUGGAACAGUACAGUAUUGGAGGAUUCAACCAUCGGUCUCAGUACAGAAUCGUUGCGCAAAUUGCAAAAUAAGGAAAUGCCAACAACACUAGAAGGGAUACAGAAGUACAGAAGCAGCCUCGCAAUGGAACUCUUGUGGCUGCAACAGGCUAUUGCUAGUCGUAAAAAUUAUUUGAUACUGAAGCAACGAUUGAGAACUCCAGAAUGAAAAUGUGGUUUCAGAAUUGGCAGAACCACAAGAAGCUGAUCCAAACAAAUCAUGGAGAAGUUCUUCAUUGGAAGUUACCUAAAUACAGGAGAAAUGAUAUCACAGAUUAAAUCUGUAUGUGGUAAAUGCAGUGAAGUGGAACCUGGUGGAAACUGUUUAUAGAGAAUAUGAGGUUAAAAGAAUGCUAACAGUUAACAUAAUGCAUUCCUUGAAGCAAUACUGCAGUUUGUUUGUUCCAGGAUAAGGUCCUGUCAUACUUCUGUUCAGCUUUUAGCCAUAAUUUAUUUCAGAAAGUAGUAAACCUUUCAUAUUUAAUAUGCCAGUUUAUUUACUUGUGUCUGGCGUCCUGGCCAGUGGACAGUGCAACUCUCGCUAAUGUUGGCAUCUAGCAAGAUGCUGCUAAUCAGUUCCAUCCUUUGUCAAUUUGUCGGGAUGUGCUUUAGCUAUUUGGCUCUAGUGGGAAAAGGAAGUACCUGCUGAUCAUUUGAGUUGUCUUUUUGUAUUUUCUCUUAUUGUGCUUAAGUCUCUACAUUCUUAAGAAAUAAACAGAGCCUGAAUGUUUCCUGGACUUUUCCAUCAAAAUGACCAUUUAUCAAAAUGUGCACUUUUGUGAUGUAAUAUGUUCAUUCACUUUAAAAUACUGUCUGAUGGUUUCUUAUGCAAUCUGUUAUAAAUUUGUAACAUUAUGGAAUUAUUUCAGAAUUGUGCACUUUACAACGUAAUCUGAAAGUUAAUCAAAUUUAGUGCAAAAAUAUACUGAUUUUAAGUUCUCAUUUUCUGUUCAGACCCCCACAGAUGGAUUAUUUUUAAAAUAUGCCAAAGUUUUAUCAUAAGUCAUCAUUUUUUAAAACAGAAUAAAAAUGAAACUUACACUCAGAUCACAGCAUUUCGUUGGCUCUAACAUUUGGUACCUGAUUCACCAGCCCAUAAAUUUUGCAGUUGGUGAAGCAGCUGAACAAUCAUUUACAAUUAAAAUGUUUGGAGUGUUUGUUCCCAGCACGCUCGUUCUGUGGGAAUCAAUCCCUGUUCAUAGUAUUUCCUGAAGGGAAACACUCCAUUUAAUGUUCAAUCAGAGUUACGUAUCUCAGAAAGCAGGAAGCUGGAUCGAUUCCUCAAACUCUUCUUGUUUGACUCUGUAAUACUGCCACUCCUGGCUGUUACCAUGUAGAUAAUUACUGUUUAUAAGAUGAUAGUUCAUUGAGGGCAGGACUCAAAGCAGCUUUUAAUAUUGUUGCGAAGUUGGCUAGAGUGUUUGUGGUCUAGGAGGCAGGAAGUUAGAAUUUGGUGUUUGUAAAAUGCUAGAGGGGAAAGCAUUGCAUGGUCCCUUUAAAAGCUGAUGUGCUUUUAAUAUGCUUAGAGAUUUAAAAAAAAUGUCUGUGGGCAGCUUGAAGGUCUGUGAGUACAGAGAGCACUCAAAUUGAAACAUUUGUAUGAAAAGGCCAUACAGUUAGCAGACCAAGCAGCAGUUUUGUUUUGCUAUCAAGACAAGAUUUGAAUUUAGCCAAUCAAUUUGAACCAGGCACUUAGAUACCAAAAACCAAUUAAAUUUAAAUCUGAUGGUUUUAACAACAUAGGACCAAUCCUAUUGUAAGAAAUAUUGAUAUGUCAUCAAGGGCAUAAAAGAAGGGGCAUUUGGGCAAAGACUGGAGAGCAAAUUACCAUCUGCCAGAGUUAACAGCUCUCAGCUCUCAAGAGAGAAUUGCUGGCUCUCACAGUCUUCUCUAAGUUUUAGAGAAAGCACCAUCUAAAUUGAAGGUACUUACAGCACAACUAGUUAAUAUUCCUUACAGAGCAUUUGACGGAGAAAGCGUUCCUGACAGAACGUUCAACGGAGAAGGCACAGAACAUUCCGGAAGACAUGUAACCUGGCUGUAAUUUGGAGAGACACUAAAUUCUAUUUUCUUUUACAUAAGUGGGACUUUUAUUUAUUGGAACAGCAUAUUAUUAGAAUCUUGUUUUAUUUGGGAAUAGUUAGUUAGAAGGGGUUUAUUCAAUUUGUUAAUAAUUUAGUUAAUUUGUUCACAGUUAGAGUUAGAUAAAUAAAUUGUAACUUGUUGAUUGGAAAAGUGGGUGUCGGGUUUAUUUAAUCACUACAAGUUGCUAAAAGGCAAGCUAUACCACUUUUCACACUCCUUUUUUCACAGAUUAUAGGGCGAGGCGCUCCUCUUUGAUGAAUAAAACAAAAACACCCAGGGGGGCGUGUGGUCAAGCUCCGCUUUAUAACAAUAUAGUUAUUUAGGGUCUGUGAAAAUGAUAGAACAACAAUCUUCAGCACAAAGCAAAGGCAGCUGAAAAAGUUAUGAGCCAGUUUUCCUUUCAAGGCUCAGGAGGUACAAACAUAUCAGUGGCAGCACUAUAUUGGUUGGGUCCAACUCUCAUCUUUUGCUAUGUGCCGCUUAUUGGUGGUGUCCAUAAAUGUUGUCCGUAAAUUGCAGUUCAUCAGCUCUGUCACAAUACUCAACCUGCUAUCAUUGCAUCUGUGAUUGUUCAUACAUCCAAAUAUAUAUAAAUGUAAAUAAAGAACAAACAUAGCUGGAUUUAGAGAUGCACUUACAUUUUAAUUUUGCAAUAAAAGCCCUGUGAAACUGUA
Messenger RNA from Rhincodon typus (whale shark), 3431 nucleotides. RefSeq names its product IQ motif containing C (gene iqcc). Gene Ontology annotation, molecular function: protein binding. NCBI's taxonomy places the organism in Eukaryota, Metazoa, Chordata, Chondrichthyes, Orectolobiformes, Rhincodontidae. Bases 56 to 841 code for a protein of 261 amino acids. The transcript has 5 exons. The record is from RefSeq and is a predicted model, not a curated record.